GAAUCCAUGCUGUGAGGAUUUUAAACGCCGGAGCGCUGCAGCAUCGGGGAGCCGCCGAAGGCUCUCAGCAGACUGAAGUUGCCGCGUCUGGCCAGGCGCGCCGCCCGGGCCCAUGGAGCUGGAGGGGCAGUGGUGGCGGGGACAGCUGGCUGCCGACAUUCACCAAGCCCUUCGGUACAAGGAGCUGAAGUUGCCCUCUUACAAAGGCCAGUCCCCUCAACUAAGUCUCAGAAGGUAUUUUGCUGAUUUGAUUGCUAUUGUGAGUAAUCGAUUCACGCUCUGCCCUUCUGCCCGACAUCUUGCUGUCUAUUUGCUGGACCUGUUUAUGGAUCGGUAUGACAUCUCUAUCCAGCAGCUGCAUUUAGUUGCACUUUCCUGUCUGCUUCUAGCAAGUAAAUUUGAAGAAAAAGAAGAUAGUGUGCCUAAGCUAGAACAGCUCAACAGCCUGGGUUGUAUGACUAAUAUGAAUCUAGUAUUGACAAAACAAAAUUUGCUACAUAUGGAACUAUUAUUACUAGAAACCUUUCAGUGGAACCUCUGCCUUCCAACAGCUGCCCACUUCAUCGAGUAUUAUCUCUCUGAAGCAGUACAUGAAACAGAUCUUCAUGAUGGCUGGCCAAUGAUUUGCUUGGAAAAAACUAAACUCUACAUGGCCAAGUAUGCAGAUUACUUCCUGGAAGUAUCUUUGCAAGAUUAUGCCUUUCUAAAUUAUGCACCUUCUUUAGUAGCUGCUGCAUGUGUGGCUUCAUCAAGGAUUAUACUUCGUCUUUCUCCAACGUGGCCUACAAGACUUCAUCGUCUUACUGCUUAUUCCUGGGAUUUCUUAGUGCAGUGCAUUGAACGGCUAUUGAUUGCUCAUGAUAAUGAUGUGAAAGAAGCAAACAAACAAAGGGGACAAGCAGUACCUCAGCCAGCACAACUAAGUGUGUUCCAGACAACCUCCCAGUCCUCACGGCCAGUUCACUUUCAGCAACCUCAGUAUCUCCAUCAGACUCAUCAGACCUCACUGCAGUAUCGCCAUCCUGUAUCAGAACAACCAAGUUGUCAGCAGAUUGUAUCUACCACACACACCUCCUCUUACACACUACAGACAUGUCCUGCUGGCUUCCAGACUAGUGUUCAGGGCCUUGGGCACGUGCAGACUGGUGUUGGGAUGUCACUGGCGAUACCAGUAGAAGUUAAGCCCUGUCUGAAUGUUUCUUAUAACCGGAGUUACCAGAUAAAUGAACAUUACCCUUGCAUUACUCCAUGUUUUGAAAGGUGAUUUUAUGUGAUGGUAACACCUGCUCCAGACUGUUUUGUGACUUGAAGCUCUGGCACAAGUUUUUUGUAAACUUCUCUGAAGGGAUUCAAAUUGCAUCAGAACUCUCUUCAAAUAGCAGCACCAGGAAGACCGAAUAUCCCUUUGAGUGCACCAUGAAUACCUGGGAGGACUAAGCAAACACUGCAAACACUUUAACAGUAUGUAUGUUAAAUUCUGUUCAGUACCUACAUGACAAAAAUUUCAAGCCCCGGCUGAUGGUCCAAAUAUUUCAAACUACAACAGAAUAUUUGGGCAGACUCCUUUCAUUUUGCUGUUUUGAGAGUUGACCUGUGGUGGGCUCUGGGCCUAAUGUUGGUUUAUAUGUCAGAGAUUAAUAUUUGUCUGUGGACUUGCCAAACAGUCUUUUUAUGAAGGAAAGUUACAGUAUUAAUUUUUGAAGAGGUCCUUUUUUUAUUCUGCAGUUUGAGUUAUAUUCUUGAUCUACAUGUGAAUUUUUGACUAAGUAUAAAUCCAUGAAUUGCUAUUCUGUACUGAUCUGUACAGUAAAAAAAUGUUUUAGAUGAUUCUAUAUUACUUCCUAUCACAAGAUAGUAUAGGUACCUGGAUUUAUGUACUAAAAUUAAGGGUGGAGUAGAUCUCUUAAAAUCAUGGCCAUACAUUUUUGUUGUUAUUUUUUCCCUAAGUGAUCAACCUCAAAUCUUUAGAAUUAAAACACAUUUAACUCAGGGAAUUUGUACUACUUGCAAACACUUAACUGUAAUGCAACAUGUUUUGGGAAUGUUAUAGUAUGAACUACCUUUAUAAUAUAGGUUAAAAUACUCCUGCUAGGGUGUAUUUUCAAAUGAGAAUAUAACUGUAGCUUAGAAUGAAUGAAAUGAUGGUCUCAAUCAUUCAUAAUACAUAUAUAGAUUUUGCAUCUCUCAGUGCAAUCGAUUUAUACUCAGAUUUGAUUUUAUUCGAAAAACGUUUUUUCAAGGAAAGGCAUAACUGUAAAAUGUCCGUACUAGAACAAAGUCCUGUAGGUUUAUUUUUAAGUGGAAUGUGGCCAGGGUAGUUCUCAGGUUGUGCUAGAGCAGCACUUUGUUACAUGGAAGACAGGUUUUAUAGGCAGCCUUUGUAUCCAGCUAGUCAGUAUAAGCAGGCAAAGGUAUUGAUUACUAAAUGUCAUUUUCAGUAGAUUGGCCCCAGAAACUGCCCUGGGACAUUUCACUGUACUGGUAAUGAGUGAAAAUAGCAAUAAUAAGUCAUUACAGCAAGGGCAAUUUGGGGGUAAGGAUUUGGAGAGAGUAAACUUAAAAAAGAAAAGAAAUCAUUGUAAUAACUGAAACUGUAUACAUUGUGCUCUUAUCUGUGGGAGAAGAGAGAUUUGGUGGAGGGAAGCUUUCUGAUUUAAAAAUUAGUAAAGUGUGUCUUUUUGUUUGUGUUUUUUAAAAGAUAGCACUUGAAUAGAAGGGAAACUUCAUGGCAGGUGUGUGACUGCCACAAUAUGCAUUGAAGACAAACUUAUAAAGAUGUUGUGGGUAUGCAGCAGGAGUCUCAGUAAUCAAGCCAAAUGACUUCUGUUAGGAAGGGAAGGGACUCAAAAACCGAUCCAGAUGGCUCCAGUGGAUAAGUGUGGGUGGGUGGCUUCUGCCAGUGUGAAUUCUUAGAGAAUGUCCUUUCCAUAAAACAAAGGUAACUUUUAUAAUUAGAGUACAUAGGGCAUGAUGUGGAUUUAUUAGUCUGGUAGAUAAAACUUUUAAAAAAAAACAAACCACUCAGGUAAGAACACUCACAUGGCAGUUUUCAAACAUGAAAAUUAUUUUCUGAAAGUAUCAUUUUUCCUUUUUAUAGAAGGCUGCUAAUUGGAUUUGGGUAGUUCUUCAAGAGAACUUGAAUUUUGGGGGGGAAAGUGGGUUCAAUCGAAUAUAUCUUUCCUAUUCAUGUUUAGAACCCAGCAACCUGGAGUCCAAUUUUCAGUGUUUUAACUACCUCAAUAAUACUAUGAAUGUAAGAUAUUGGGAUAGAGAUCCCAACUUGAAACAACAACUGGUGCCUAUGGUAAUUUAAUGUAUUGUCAAUGCUUUUAUUGAUUGGUUUGUCAUUCUUGUUAUAGAAUAUGCCUUUUUAAAAAGCUUAUAAUAACACUUUCCCAGUUUAUAUUUAAAAAAGCUAAAGAACACUGGAUUAAUUUGGGGGGGGGGGUAGAAUAAAAUAAUUGGUUACUAUUGCUGCAUACCCAGGGUGGGGUGGGAUGGGUUUUUGGAGAACCAGAACUAUUUUUAAAACAUUAGGUUUCAGUAUAAAUUCAACUCACAACUGCUAGCUUUGGGGGAUGCGGGUGGGGGGAGUUAUGUGGGUUUUGUUUUGUUUAAUUUAUUGAUUAGUCUUUAAAGUAGAUUUUUUUUUUUUGAGAUUACCGGACCAUCAUUAAAUGUGUACUGUGAAGAGAUUAAUGAUAUGUAUAAAGGGCUUUACCAAAGUCCACUAAAUAAACACUACUCAAAUACAGACUGCAAACCAAAAUGUAUCUGUUAUAACAUUAAUUGCAAAUGGUGAGUAUGGUGCUAAAGUCUACACCAAUGGAAUUAGAUGAGUGCUAUGCACUUAAUUUUUAAAAUAAAACUAGUUUUCAGUAAAA
Molecule: messenger RNA, 3884 nt
Organism: Molossus molossus (Pallas's mastiff bat)
Lineage: Eukaryota; Metazoa; Chordata; Mammalia; Chiroptera; Molossidae
Gene: CCNJ
Product: cyclin J
Exons: 6
Coding region: 113-1264 (383 amino acids)
Biological process (GO): mitotic cell cycle phase transition; regulation of cyclin-dependent protein serine/threonine kinase activity
Cellular component (GO): cyclin-dependent protein kinase holoenzyme complex; cytoplasm; nucleus
Molecular function (GO): cyclin-dependent protein serine/threonine kinase regulator activity
Source: RefSeq, a predicted model, not a curated record